CGUGUCAUCCCAACAGACUGGAUAGGAGCAGGCUGUGGCGACAAAGUGGAUACCUUUGACCAUGACAGCCGCAGGAUUGACACCUCUCUCCAGACCAACAAUUCGGGCCCACACAAGCAGCAAACGCACCGACAACCAGACAAGCACCCGUGCCGCUUCUGUCCUCACUCAAGCUCUUCCGCUGCGGAUGUCGCAAUCCACGAGAGGACUCACACUGGCGAGAGGCCCUUCAGUUGCAAUGCCUGCGAGAAAACAUUUGCGCGUAAGGAUUGCUUCACAGCUCAUGUUAGAAUUCACACCGGAGAGAAGCCGUUUAAGUGCAACACGUGCAGCAGGGCGUUUACUCAGAAAACCACCUUGACGAAUCAUGAGAGAACUCAUACUGGAGAGAAGCCGUACAAGUGUAACACGUGCAGCGGGGCGUUUAGUCAUAAAUGGAGCUUGGUGAAUCACGAAAGAAUUCAUACAGGAGAGAAGCCGUACAGGUGCAACAUGUGCUGCAAGGCGUUCACUAAGAAAACCAACUUGGUAAAUCAUGAGAGGACUCACACCGGAGAGAAGCCGUUCAAGUGCAACACGUGCAGCAAGGCGUUUACUCUGAAAGGCACUUUGGCGGAUCACGAAAGAAUUCACACUGGAGAGAAGCCGUUCAAGUGCAACACGUGUAGCAGGGCGUUUAGUCAUAAAUGCAGCUUGGCGGUUCAUGAGACGACUCACACAGGAGAGAAGCCGUUCAAGUGCGAGACCUGCAGUAGAGCGUUUACGGCUUAUAGCGAUUUACACACUCAUCGGAAGAUACAUCGCAAGUGA
Messenger RNA from Ixodes scapularis (black-legged tick), 810 nucleotides. RefSeq names its product gastrula zinc finger protein XlCGF71.1-like. The annotation marks the transcript as partial. Lineage: Eukaryota; Metazoa; Arthropoda; Arachnida; Ixodida; Ixodidae. The record is from RefSeq and is a predicted model, not a curated record. Gene Ontology annotation, molecular function: RNA polymerase II cis-regulatory region sequence-specific DNA binding; DNA-binding transcription factor activity, RNA polymerase II-specific. Gene Ontology annotation, biological process: regulation of DNA-templated transcription. The transcript has a single exon.